UUUUGUGUGUCACAACGUCACGGAGAAAUGUCACUUACACAAAAGAUACAUUUCCAAACAAAAAUUAUUUGUAAACGAAGAAAAUAUUGAGAAAAAGGAGAAAAAAAGCAAAAAUAUAGUGCAAAAUAUUAAUUAUUGGAACAAUUAAGUGUCUAUUGAGAAUGAAAUUUUCUCGCUGAUAAUUACAAGUGAAAUAAGUACGUUUUAGAUUUGUCUGCAUUAAAAACCAGGGUGUAAAAAUAUUUAUAUAAAAAUAAAGGAAGCAGAGUGAAGAAAAAAUGUAUAAACAAAAUUUUGAGCUCGACACACCAGCUGCUUUGAGAAUAAUUGCUAAUUUGAGUAAUGACGAAUUAAAGGAAUUACUCAAUGAUGAUGAGAAAUUUGAGGAGGUUAUUAAAAAUGUCGAACAAUUUAAGGAAUACGAAACGGAGAAAGAAAUGUUGAUGGCAAGUAACAGAUCACUGGCCGAAUAUAAUUUAGCAAAACAACCGGAAUUAGAAGAGGGGAAGCAAGAACUUCGUGAAUUGAGUGAAAAAGGAAGUUUGCUUUGUUCAAGCAUUAAUGAGAAAUUAGACGAAAUAAAAGAAAAACCUGGUAUAAUGACUGUAGAUACGGCAUUAGAUAUGCUUCAAACAGCUGCAUCGGAAAUCGAUGAAGAGUCUGAGACAGUGGCGAAAAAAUUCGUGGAUGGCGAAAUAGAAGUCGACGAAUUUCUCGAACAAUAUUUAUCAUUGCGUAAAUUGGUGCAUUUGAGAAAGGUAAAAGUGGAAAAAAUGCAGGAAUUAAUUAAAGCCAAGGACAGAGGUUCUGUUGGUUAUCCAGUGAUUGGAAAAUUUCCUGGAAUGUCACCAUCCUUGCCAUAUCCAUCAGGCAUUGUAUCGAUGCCAAUGCCCGUUCAAAUGCCACCCUAUUAACACUAAUCACACAUUAUUUUUUUUUAUCAAAUUUUCAUUUUCUAGAACAGAACAAACAAUUGUAUAAAAAAGAAAUUGGAUUCUUGAAUUUAAAAAUGAAAAAAAAAUCAAUUUUCAUUUUUUAAAAGGAAAACGAAUAAAAAUUAAUUUUUUUUACGUUAAACCAAGAUUUCUAUCUAUGAACUAUAAAAAUUGAUUUUUAUUUACGUAAAAGGAAAAAAAAAGUAAAAUUCGAUUUUCUUUUAAAUGAAAAAUUGUAUGUGUAAAAAAAUGAAAAUCGAAUUUUAUUUCUUUGCAUAAAAAUAAAUGCAUGAAACUCAAUUUUCUUGACGUUAAUUGAAAAUUUAUAAAUAAUCUAGCAACUAAGAAGAAUAGAAUUUAAAUUUAAAUUAAAUUUCAUUUAGAAAUCUAUAUUAAUUUAAAGGAAAUUUUAAUUUAGAUUUAAAAUUUAAAAAAAUUAACUAAGACGCAUCUUAAAGAUGAAAAAUGUUGAGCGUUUUGAAGAAAAAAACCAAAAGAAAGAAAGAAAGAAAAAUUCAAAACCAUUCUCAAAGAAUUAAUUUCUCAUUAUAAAUAGAAAUGUUAAUUGUGAGUACGCAGAAAUUACUUUGUAUUUACUUUCAAAGUUUGUUAAAUAUAAAUAAAAUAUUUUUAUUUCUAA
Messenger RNA from Leptopilina heterotoma, 1575 nucleotides. It is a transcript of the gene Vps37B, whose product is annotated as vacuolar protein sorting-associated protein 37B. Bases 279 to 914 code for a protein of 211 amino acids. Lineage: Eukaryota; Metazoa; Arthropoda; Insecta; Hymenoptera; Figitidae. The record is from RefSeq and is a predicted model, not a curated record. The transcript is spliced from 4 exons. Gene Ontology annotation, biological process: protein targeting to membrane; ubiquitin-dependent protein catabolic process via the multivesicular body sorting pathway; protein targeting to vacuole. Gene Ontology annotation, cellular component: ESCRT I complex.